CAGAAAGACCAAGAAGAAGGAAGGCGGAGCUAAAAGAGCUCAGAGAGCCUCGUCCAACGUGUUCUCCAUGUUCGAACAAACUCAGAUCCAAGAGUUCAAAGAGGCGUUCACGCUGAUCGACCAGAACCGAGACGGCUUCAUCGAUAAAGAAGAUCUGAAGGACACCUACGCGUCUCUGGGUAAACUCAACGUGAAGGACAAGGAGCUGGAAGACAUGCUGAAGGAAGCCAGCGGCCCGAUCAACUUCACCAUGUUCCUCGGUCUGUUCGGAGAAAAGCUACACGGUACUGACCCUGAAGAAACCAUCUUAAAUGCUUUCAAACUGUUUGAUCCAGACGCCCGAGGCUUCGUCCACACACACGAAUUACAGAAACUUCUGAUGACGCAGGCGGACCGCUUCACACCUGAGGAGGUGAAGCAGAUGUUUCAGUCGUCGAACAUCGACGCGGCCGGAAACCUGGAUUACAAAUCUCUGUGUUACAUCAUCACCCACGGAGAGGAGCAGGAGGAAGCCUAACAUCUGUCUGCAGCCACACACACCAACAUCUGUCUGCAGCCACACCCCAACAUCUGUCUGCAGCCACACACCAACAUCUGUCUGCAGCCACACACCAACAUCUGUCUGCAG
Sander lucioperca (pikeperch) is the source of this 628-nucleotide messenger RNA. Its product is annotated as myosin light chain 5-like. Gene Ontology annotation, molecular function: calcium ion binding. Gene Ontology annotation, cellular component: cytoplasm. NCBI's taxonomy places the organism in Eukaryota, Metazoa, Chordata, Actinopteri, Perciformes, Percidae. Bases 68 to 517 code for a protein of 149 amino acids. The record is from RefSeq and is a predicted model, not a curated record. The transcript has 6 exons.